Plasmodium reichenowi is the source of this 2349-nucleotide messenger RNA. Its product is annotated as N-ethylmaleimide-sensitive fusion protein, putative. The coding region runs from base 1 to 2349 and encodes 782 amino acids. Gene Ontology annotation, molecular function: ATP binding; ATP hydrolysis activity. NCBI's taxonomy places the organism in Eukaryota, Apicomplexa, Aconoidasida, Haemosporida, Plasmodiidae. Gene Ontology annotation, biological process: SNARE complex disassembly; Golgi to plasma membrane protein transport; intra-Golgi vesicle-mediated transport. The transcript has a single exon. The record is from RefSeq and is a predicted model, not a curated record. Gene Ontology annotation, cellular component: Golgi stack.
AUGAGAACUAAUUUACAGUGUUGUAAGUUACAAUCACAAGAAUUGGCCUUAACUAAUUGUGGGUUUAUUAAUAUCGGAUUAUAUAAUAAUUUAAAAAAGAGCGUGAAAAGUAAUGAUGUAUAUAGUGAAGUAGGUAAUAUGGUUUUAAUAUUAAGAGGUGAUGGGAAUAUAGGGAGAGAAGAAAUUGCUUUAAAUACUUGUCAGAGGGAAUUUUCGAGAAUCCAAUUAAAGGAGUUAGUAGAAAUAAAUAUAUUAGAUAAAGAAAAUAAGAAUGAUCUUAUUAAUUUUAUACCCAUUGAUUCCAUUGAAUUAGAAGUAAAUUUGUUUGUUAAACCUGAUCGUUUAAUUGAAAUGGAAGAUGAGAAAUUAGAAGACGUGUUUAAAAAAUAUUUUCUUAAUCAUAUAUUAACGAAAGGUCAAAUAUUAGCUUUAAAAUAUAAUGAUAUAUUAUUAAAAUGUAUAGUAAAAGAUUUAAAGACAGCCGAUUUUGAUGAGAUAAAGAGAUUAAAUAAUAGCAGUAGUAAUAAUAAUAGAAAUUCUUCGGGAUUUAGUAGCUAUUUUAAUAAAUGGAGUCCUGGAUUUAAUAAUGCAGAUAAUAAAAAUCUAUCUUAUAAUAGAUUUGAAAGAGGUAUAUUAUUUGAAAACACUGAAUGCAUAUUUACAAGUAUCAGUGAUGGAGGGAAAUUAUGUAUUGAAUCGAAGAAAGUAUUAAAACAAAAUAUCAUAAAAAAUAAUUUCAACUUUGAAGAAUUAGGUAUAGGAGCAUUAGAUGAAGAAUUCAAGACCAUCUUUAGAAGAACGUUUGCUAGUAGGAUAUAUCCAAAUUAUAUUAUAAAACAAUUAGGUAUAAAGCAUGUAAAGGGUAUGAUAUUAUAUGGUCCUCCUGGUACAGGUAAAACCUUAAUAGCUAGACAAAUAGGGAAGACAUUGAAUGCACGAGAACCGAAAAUAAUUAAUGGUCCAGAAAUAUUAAAUAAAUAUGUUGGACAAUCAGAAGAAAAUAUUCGUAAUUUAUUUAAAGAAGCAGAAAUGGAAUAUAAACAGAGUGGAGAGAAUUCAUUAUUACAUAUAAUAAUAUUAGAUGAAAUUGAUGCUAUAUGUAGACAAAGAGGAAAUGUAGGUUCAAGUAGUACUGGGGUAAAUGAUAGUGUCGUAAAUCAAUUAUUAUCUAAAAUCGAUGGAGUAAAUAGUUUAAAUAAUAUACUAUUAAUUGGAAUGACAAAUAGAAUAGAUUUAAUAGAUGAAGCUUUGCUUCGUCCUGGAAGAUUUGAGUUACAUAUAGAAAUAUCCUUACCAAAUAAAGAAGGCAGAAUACAAAUAUUAAAUAUUCAUACAAAAAAUAUGAGAAUGAGUAAUAAAUUAAGUUCCGAUGUAAAUAUAUUAGAAUUAGCCGAAAGAACUCCUAACUUUUCUGGAGCAGAAAUUGAAGGUUUAGUAAGAAAUACGGUUUCGUAUGCUUUUGAAAGGCAUAUUAAUUUUAAUGAUUUAACAAAGCCUAUAAAUGCAGAUGAUAUAAUGAUAACAAAAAAUGAUUUCAUGAAAGCAUUGAAAGAAACGAAGCCUGCAUUUGGAGCUGAAGAAGAUAUUAUAGGUAAUUUAUUAUGUAAUGGAAUAAUAAAUUAUGGAAAAGAAUAUGAGAAUAUUGAGAAUACAUGUAAAUUAUUAAUUAAACAAAUAGUAGAUAAUGAAAAUACAAAAUUAAUGAGUAUAUUAUUAUAUGGUGAAAAUGGUUCAGGAAAAACAACUAUUUCUGCUUAUAUAGCUAAAUGUGCAAAUUUCCAUUUUACUAAAUUUAUAACACCAGAAAAUUUAAUAGGUUAUUCAGAAAUUGGUAGAAUAAAUUAUAUAAAUAAAAUAUUUGAAGAUGCAUAUAAAACGCCUUUAUCUUUAGUUAUUCUUGAUAAUAUUGAAAGGUUAAUUGAUUAUACUCGUAUUGGGCCACGUUUUAGUAAUUCGAUUUUACAAGCUAUCAUGGUCUUAAUAAAAAAGAAACCAAAAAAAGAGAAUCAAAAAAUUUUAAUUAUCUGUACUACAUCAGAAUAUCAAUUUAUGAAGGAUGUCGGUUUAACCAAAAAUUUUUUUGUUAACAUACACGUUCCAUUGUUAAGUACAUCUUCUUCAAUUAAAAAUGUUUUACAACAUAGAAAUCAAACAUAUCAUGAUUUUCCGAAUAACGAAAUAGAAAAGGUAAUAUCAUCUAAUAUAAUUAAGAAUAUAGCGAUCAAAAAUUUAUUAAUGAUUAUUGAUAUGGCAUCAGAGGCCUCGGAUGAUAAAAAUAUUACCAGUGAUGUUUUUUUGAAAAUUUUUAAUGACUGCGGUUUGCUUUUGGAUGACGACACAGACUAUUAA